Molecule: messenger RNA, 876 nt
Organism: Neoarius graeffei (lesser salmon catfish)
Lineage: Eukaryota; Metazoa; Chordata; Actinopteri; Siluriformes; Ariidae
Product: CMRF35-like molecule 6
Exons: 6
Coding region: 1-876 (291 amino acids)
Source: RefSeq, a predicted model, not a curated record
AUGAUCAGAGAGCUCACUGUACAGGACACUGGGACGUACCACUGUGGAGUUGAUAGACCUGCACAGUUCGACAUUUAUACAGCUGUGGAACUGAAGGUAAAGGAAGAUCUGUCCUAUGAGAAGUCCAUCAGUGAGACUGUUCAUGUAGGAGGAGAUUUGAACAUCAGCUGUAAAUACCCAGAAUCCCUCAGGAGUGACCCCAAGUUUCUCUGCAAGAAGACGCUGCAACAAGCUGCUUGUUUUUAUAAAGAAUCUGUUAAAGAAAGUAGAAAGUAUGUAAAUGAGGGGAAAUUCUCCCUGUAUGAUGAUGGAGCAAAAGAAAUCUUCAAUGUCAGUAUUAGAAAUGUGACUGAGCAGGACUCUGGUGAAUACUGGUGUGGAGCUGAAGGAGUCGGGACAUCUGAUCAUGGAUACAAGGUUUAUUUCACACAGAUCAACCUGAGAGCUACUGAUCCACGUGUCCCAGUUUCAACCCUGAAGCCAAAACAACCUUCAUCAUCAUCAUCUUCAUCACCACCACCACCACCAUCAUCAUCAUCACCACCACCACCACCAUCUUCAUCACCACCACCAUCGUCCAUGUUUGUUAAAUUGACUGUUUCUCUUCCAGGAUUUCCAGCUUCCACUGUGAUCCCUGUGUUUAUAAUUCUGCUGCUGUUUCUGAUUGGAAUCUCAUUCGUCUUUGUGAUUGUACAAAGAUGCCGCAAGAUGCGAGCGGAGAAAUCUCCUGAAAGUCUGAAUUACGCAACAGUGAGAUUUCACACCAAGGCCACCAGCUCUAAUGAUGGAGUUCCUCUGAUUAUCUUCAAGAAGGAAGAGCUCUCAUUUCCUGUGGGCCAGACUGAGGAGGACAGUGCUGAUAAUGAGCUCGUGUGA